AUGCCACGUUUCACACGUCUCUUGCCGAGGGCCAUAAGAGUGUACAAAGAUAGGAAACCACUCAACCGUAUACGUAUCAUAUGGAAAGGAGAGCAACCACCUCCAAGUACAUACCACUUCUUUGGAGAAUACAUGCCCGCCAGCCACGUGAGGCCGUGGAGGGCAUCCCUUGCCAUGUGCUACAACUGCAUGGGAAGUGGCCAUGUAGCUAAAUACUGCAAAGACAAGGCGCGCUGCGCAGCAUGUGGAGAACAACAUACUGCCAAGGAGUGUCCUCGCAGUGCAGCAGGAGAAGAGAGUACUGCAGAAGCACCAGCUUUUGUCCCAUCAUGCUUCAGGUGUGGGAUGACAGGUGUGACUGCCAGGCAUUGGGGGUGCACGCCAGAUGUUGUGACUGCAAGAAUCAGGCUUGGAGAUCUCUUCACCUACACGAGCGGAGUGGCUCUAAUGGACCUUAUUCUACCUGGUGAUACCCGUUGA
This is a messenger RNA of Penaeus indicus, 480 nucleotides long. RefSeq lists its product as uncharacterized. The coding region runs from base 1 to 480 and encodes 159 amino acids. The transcript is spliced from 2 exons. The record is from RefSeq and is a predicted model, not a curated record. Lineage: Eukaryota; Metazoa; Arthropoda; Malacostraca; Decapoda; Penaeidae. Gene Ontology annotation, molecular function: zinc ion binding; nucleic acid binding.